This is a messenger RNA of Chelmon rostratus (copperband butterflyfish), 1157 nucleotides long. RefSeq names its product ADP-ribosylation factor-like 6 (gene arl6). Lineage: Eukaryota; Metazoa; Chordata; Actinopteri; Chaetodontiformes; Chaetodontidae. Gene Ontology annotation, cellular component: cytoplasm; axoneme. Gene Ontology annotation, molecular function: GTPase activity; GTP binding. Bases 131 to 688 code for a protein of 185 amino acids. The transcript has 8 exons. Gene Ontology annotation, biological process: vesicle-mediated transport; protein localization to cilium; cilium assembly. The record is from RefSeq and is a predicted model, not a curated record.
CGAGAGCAUGAGAGAGUAGGAGAGAAAUGAAUGAAACAUUGGUUUGAUCCUGGUUAUUUAACUAGCUAUCUUAAGGGGACGUUAACUACAUCCUGUAAGCAAGACCCCGAGGUUAAACUACAGACAGCCAAUGGGGCUGUUUGACAAGUUGGCAGGAUGGCUGGGGUUGAAGAAGGAGGUGAAUGUGCUCUGUCUUGGUCUGGACAACAGUGGAAAAACAACCAUCAUCAACCACCUCAAGCCCUCUAAUGCUCAGGCACAAGACAUUGUCCCAACCAUUGGCUUCAGCAUAGAGAAGUUCAAGACAUCCAGUCUUUCCUUCACAGUUUUUGACAUGUCUGGUCAAGGCAGAUACAGAAAUCUUUGGGAACAUUACUACAAGGAAGGCCAGGCUAUCAUAUUUGUGAUUGAUAGUGCAGACAAACUGAGGAUGGUCGUAGCCAAAGAAGAACUGGACACAUUACUAAACCAUCCUGAUAUUAAACACAGAAGGAUCCCCAUCCUGUUCUUUGCAAACAAGAUGGACGUCAGAGAUGCUCUGUCUUCAGUCAAGGUGUCACAGCUGCUGUGUUUGGAGAACAUCAAAGACAAGCCGUGGCACAUCUGUGCCACAGACGCUCUGAAAGGAGAAGGUUUACAGGAGGGGGUCGACUGGUUACAAGAUCAAAUCAAAACAAUGAGAACGUGAGGCCAUGAGGAUGGACACGUGGGAAGGAGCAGCAUCCGUGGUGGUCUUUUUUGAAAGAUAGGUUGACCCUGUUUUCAGAGGUACCAUGGCAUAGUAGUUUUUUUAAUGUGGUAUGUAGAUGGUCUUGGAUGCUUGUGGUUCACUUGAAGAAUGAGUACAUGAUUUGAUUCUCUGGUACUGGUAAUAACAGUGAAAAAGCACCCUCCGACAGUGCUGAGUCAGUGAGAAACAUACAAAUAAGCAAUUUCUAUACAUUCCUUUUGGCAAAUUCUUAAUUUUUAAUGAAAGCAUCAUGAAUUUAAACUGAUAAAUACUGCUGUCAAACUGGGCAGCUACAUUUAGAUAUAUGGAAAGUUCUAUUUCCAUCUCCAUUAUCCCUCCCUUUUCUUCCUCCUUUCUAUUUUUGUGUUAUUUUGUUAUGUUUUAGCCCUUAAACUAGGGAUGCACGAUAACUGUUUUUUAAAACCGA